Messenger RNA from Mycena indigotica, 1824 nucleotides. RefSeq lists its product as uncharacterized. The record is from RefSeq and is a predicted model, not a curated record. The transcript is spliced from 3 exons. NCBI's taxonomy places the organism in Eukaryota, Fungi, Basidiomycota, Agaricomycetes, Agaricales, Mycenaceae. Bases 1 to 1824 code for a protein of 607 amino acids.
AUGCACCCAUGCUUCCGAGUUUCCCAACUUACUCGUGGUCUCCAUAAGAGCGCCGCAGCAGCUGCGAACAAGUCCCUGGCGGACUUGGAGCACGUGGCAACGCAUUGCGCGACAUUCACAACCGUUUCACGCUUCUAUCUCCCCAUAAUCUAUGCCAAUCUUGACCCCAACGAUAUUCCCGGUCGACCUUAUCCCACUAAUCAUAAUCAUAAUGCCGAAUCCCCUCCUGAGCCCAUCCUUCGCGCUCUACACGCCAUUCGUAUCCUGCCCAACGUCGUUGCCGCGCCGGAGGCAGCCAAAUUGGAGCUCUGGCCGCGUCUAUGGCCAUGGCUACAAUUAAUCGAAAGACAAUCGACUGCAGGCCGGAUUCAGUUGGCACCCACCGUUGCUGAGGCCGCCAUCAUUUUGCUCCGCCCCGUCGCCUAUCUCAGACCUCCCUGUCAACCAGCCAUUCUGACGUUCUAUGGUCGGAUUUGGUACAACCUGGGUAGAGAGGUCCGCGAAGAAACGAGAGGAGCAACUGUUCUCCUACAUCGACUGCUUUCGUCGUCUACACCAACUCCACCAGAUAUCGUGAACGCGCUUGCAUCCGAUCUUCCCAAUAAAGCCCAUGAUCUCACGGCUCUCAUCGUCCAUGACUUCUCGUUCCAACCUACUUCCGACACAUUCGACAUAACGAACUCCCUCUUUCGUGUGGUCAUCCUCUGCAUGAAUUCCAGCCAUUCGGAGACGCUUUUCGAGGCUGGCGUGAUCAAAGCCCUGACCAAGCUUGUUCGCUCGCUCAACACCGUCAACGCGACUACGAUGAUCAUCAGCGCUCUUGAUCUGCUCAUUAUAGUGAUUGGAAAGGAAUACAUGUACCCACAUCUCUGCGAGGCCGUUGCUUCUGGGCUCUUGUCUGCUCUUGUGGCUAUCUUGAAGAAUCGAGCCGUUGACGGCAUACCACGAGCGACGCUCCUACAUCUGCUUCGCGAUCUUCUCCCCAACGCACUCGUUUAUCGUAGCAUUGCGCGCUGGUCCAGCACCCAUAGCUUCCCCACGGUGGACUUGUCUGAAAUUCGGAAAGACAGAGACAUUCGUGACGCAUGGAUCUCUUUGGAAGGUCUGUUUGCCGAGGCUGGCGAGAGCUUCCGUGUCUACCGAUCUUGCGAUCCACAGCGGCAAAUGUGUGAGAACCCUCAGUGUAAAAGCAUCAAGCCUCUCACCGAGCUCAAACGUUGCGCAGGCUGUGGUAUCUCUCUGUUCUGCGACAAAGCCUGUCAACGCGCUGCUUGGAAGGGACGACAUCGUCAAAUAUGCAAAGCGGUGGUGGCGAAUCCGAUGACGACGGGACCUGGGCUAUCCUGGUGUCUUCGGGAGAGCAAAUACCAUCGCCACCUCGUGUUCACGGACUAUCUGCUCCACAAAUUCGACAUCCUUCUUGACCAGCUGCGACUGAUUCACCGCCACGGACCACGGGUGCGCUUUGUCACCGUCUUCGACUACCUCCAUCGUACGGCAGAGGCCCCCGUGACCAUUAGCGUCCUGCUACUAUCGGCGCCUGAGCUUGCUGGGUCCCGGUAUCACCGCUUAGACUGGGGGGACCGGCUUCAGACUGGCUAUCACCGGAUUGUCUUCGACGGGGGCAGCGCAUCCCGCGUUGUUCUUAAAGAAGUCCCGCUUAUGUCGUCGGGCACCGAGCUCACUGAUGGGCUGCUGGCCUUGUCGGAGCUGAUUCCAGAGGGCGUUCGGUUGCCAAACAAGUCGGAGCUCGAGACGGAAUUUCCGAAUGUCUAUCGUGGGCUGGCUCAAUUGUGCGAAUUGGAGUUGGACGAAGUUUACUAA